Molecule: messenger RNA, 1074 nt
Organism: Penicillium argentinense
Lineage: Eukaryota; Fungi; Ascomycota; Eurotiomycetes; Eurotiales; Aspergillaceae
Gene: pex7
Product: putative peroxisome biosynthesis protein (Peroxine-7)
Exons: 2
Coding region: 1-1074 (357 amino acids)
Biological process (GO): protein import into peroxisome matrix
Cellular component (GO): peroxisomal matrix; cytosol
Molecular function (GO): protein binding
Source: RefSeq, a predicted model, not a curated record
AUGCUGCAGUUUCGCACACAGGGAUUCAACGGCUGCGCGGUCAAAUACUCGCCUUUUUUCGACAAUCGGCUUGCGGUCGCGAGUGCCGCGAACUUUGGGCUUGUUGGAAAUGGCCGUCUGUACAUCCUGGAGUUGACGCCCAACGGGAUUGUUCCGGUGAAAUGGUUUACCACCAAAGACUCCCUCUAUGAUCUCGCUUGGUCAGAAAUCCACGAAAAUCAAGUCCUCACAGCGUCCGGCGAUGGCAGCAUCAAGCUGUUCGACACAUCGGCCAACGACUUCCCCGUACAAAACUGGAAGGAGCAUGCGCGGGAGGUCUUCAGUGUGAACUGGAACGUAGUCGCCAAAGACCGCUUCUGCUCUAGUAGUUGGGAUGGCACAGUACGCGUUUGGUCACCACAUCGCCCGCAGUCCCUCCUCACCCUACCCACACACAGCUGCACCUAUUCUGCCGCAUUCUGUCCUCAUAAUCCCGAUCUGAUCUCCUGCGUCACCUCCGACUCCUACGUUCGCCUCUUCGACUUGCGAACACCCGCCUCUGCCUCCAACCACCUCACCCUCCAGAUUCCCAUCCAUGCGGCCCCAACCCCGCCGCCAAUUCCCACCCAGCCUGGUAUUCCACCAGCUCCAAGUGCACCAGCGGAAUGUCUUACCCACGACUGGAACAAAUACCGCCCUACGGUUCUCGCCACCGCGGGCGUUGACCGUGCUAUCCGGACAUUUGAUAUCCGGGCCCCGCAGCAAGGCCCACUUGCUACUAUGCUGGGUCACGGCUAUGCGGUUCGCAAGCUGGCCUGGUCGCCGCAUCUUUCGAAUGUGCUCCUAAGUGCAAGCUAUGACAUGACUUGCCGCGUAUGGAGCGAUCGGUCAGAUGCUAGCGCGGUUGGCGAUAUGGAUCUCAUGCGCUCUGGUCCGGCAGGUCCGGUAGUCGGAGCGCAGUUGGGUGCCAUGGAUAGGCAUACGGAAUUUGUCACGGGCGUUGACUGGUGUCUCUUUGGUAACGAGGGAUGGUGCGCCAGUGUUGGCUGGGAUGAGAAUCUUUUCGUUUGGGAUGUGCGAGCCUCGAUGAAUUAA